Messenger RNA from Nymphalis io (European peacock), 1459 nucleotides. RefSeq names its product malate dehydrogenase, mitochondrial (gene Mdh2). The record is from RefSeq and is a predicted model, not a curated record. Lineage: Eukaryota; Metazoa; Arthropoda; Insecta; Lepidoptera; Nymphalidae. Gene Ontology annotation, cellular component: mitochondrion; cytoplasm. Bases 144 to 1172 code for a protein of 342 amino acids. The transcript is spliced from 6 exons. Gene Ontology annotation, molecular function: L-malate dehydrogenase (NAD+) activity. Gene Ontology annotation, biological process: malate metabolic process; tricarboxylic acid cycle.
ACGAUAUCAUACGAGAAGUGACGUAAAAUUACAUCACUAGUUAUCUCACAAAAGUCACAAAGGUCGGCCGGGUCGUGGGGUCCGUCGUGUAAUUACAGAAUUGUUCAAUUUAUUUAAACUUUCAUUGUACUAAACGUGAAAACAUGUUCUCCCGCGCAAUCAAACCUGUUGCCUCAGUGGCUGCUCAAAAUGGGCUUAAAAACUUUUCCACCUCAUCACAGAAAAACUUCAAAGUGGUGGUGGCGGGCGCCGCUGGUGGGAUCGGCCAGCCCUUGGCCCUGUUGUUGAAGCAAAAUAAGCUGGUAACUAAGCUUGCCUUGUACGAUAUCGCGCCAGUUACUCCUGGUGUGGGUGUCGAUCUCUCUCACAUGGAUACCCCAGCCAAGGUCACUGGUCACCAAGGCCCUGAUCAACUAGCCGAUGCUAUCAAAGGUGCUGACGUGGUAGUGAUCCCAGCGGGCGUUCCCCGUAAGCCUGGUAUGACCCGGGACGAUCUGUUCAACACCAAUGCAUCUAUUGUACGGGAUCUCGCUGCGUGUAUCGCGAAGAACUCUCCGAAAGCCAUUAUUGCUAUCAUCACCAACCCCGUCAAUUCCAUGGUGCCUAUCGCCUCUGAGGUCAUGAAGAAGGCUGGAGUAUACGACCCUAACAGGAUCCUUGGUGUCACCACCUUAGACGUUGUCCGAGCAGCUGCAUUCAUCGGAGAGAUCAAUGGCGUCGACCCCCAGACCGUCAGCAUCCCAGUCAUAGGAGGACACUCCGGUGUCACCAUCAUCCCCCUGCUCAGCCAGAGCAAGCCGGCCGUCAAGUUAUCCGACCAGGGCAAGAUCGACGCCUUGACAAAGAGGAUCCAGGAAGCCGGUACCGAGGUGGUGAAGGCGAAGGCUGGUGGAGGCUCGGCCACUUUGUCGAUGGCGUACGCUGGAGCGAGGCUCACCGGUUCCGUACUCAGGGGACUCAAGGGUGAAUCCAACGUGGUCGAAUGCGCGUACAUAAAGUCAGACCUCACGGAAGCAACCUACUUCGCGAACCCCGUCGUUCUCGGCAAAAAUGGCGUUGAGAAGAACCUCGGCUUCGGCUCGCUCAAUGACUACGAGAAGCAACUCCUCAAGGCCGCCAUCCCCGAACUCCAGAAGAACAUCAAGACUGGCGAGGAUUUUGCCAAGAAAUAAACUCAUAGUCCAAGACACGAACCUCGGAGACCAGGUCAAACCGAAACGAUUCUUCGAAAGUAGUGUUUUAGCCAAAUAGAGACAAUUCGACCUAAAAUAAUUAAAUUAUUAAUUUUACUCAAUAAUUGUUAAACACUACAUGUAAGAUAUAUUAUAGAUUUAAGGAUGUAAGUGGAAAAUGUCUAAAAUUGUUCCAUGUCCUGGUCGACGCCCUGCAAAAGUUCAAUUGACGUGUGGAUGAAUUUCUUAAAGUUAUUUUUGUGUUAAAUAAAUCUUUGGUUAUUGCA